UAUAAAGUGGCGGCGAAUAAGGUUCCUCCUGCUGCUCUGGGUUUAGUCCAGCUACAAGGUCAGCGAGAUCCCGUGCCCCCCGGAGCAUCGCGUGCAGGAGCCAUGGCACAGGAGCUAUACCACGAGGAGUUCGCCCGGGCCGGCAAGCAGGCGGGACUGCAGGUCUGGAGGAUUGAGAAGCUGGAGCUGGUGCCCGUGCCCCAGAGCGCUCACGGCGACUUCUACGUCGGGGAUGCCUACCUGGUGCUGCACACGGCCAAGACGAGCCAAGGCUUCACCUACCGCCUGCACUUCUGGCUCGGAAAGGAGUGUUCCCAGGAUGAAAGCACAGCUGCUGCCAUCUUCACUGUUCAGAUGGAUGACUAUUUGGGUGGCAAGCCAGUGCAGAAUAGAGAACUUCAAGGAUAUGAGUCUACUGACUUUGUUAGCUAUUUCAAAGGCGGUCUGAAAUACAAGGCUGGAGGCGUAGCAUCUGGAUUAAACCAUGUUCUUACGAACGACCUGACAGCCAAGAGGCUUCUACAUGUGAAGGGUCGUAGAGUGGUGAGAGCCACAGAAGUUCCCCUUAGCUGGGACAGUUUCAACAAGGGUGACUGCUUCAUCAUUGACCUUGGCACCAAAAUUUAUCAGUGGUGUGGUUCCUCGUGCAACAAGUAUGAACGUCUGAAGGCAAACCAGGUAGCUACUGGCAUUCGUUACAAUGAAAGGAAAGGAAGGUCUGAACUAAUUGUCGUGGAAGAAGGAAGUGAACCCUCAGAACUUAUAAAGGUCUUAGGAGAAAAGCCGGAGCUUCCAGAUGAAAGUGAUGAUGAUGACAUUAUAGCAGACAUAAGUAACAGGAAAAUGGCUAAACUAUACAUGGUUUCAGAUGCAAGUGGCUCCAUGAGAGUGACUGUGGUGGCAGAAGAAAACCCCUUCUCGAUGGCAAUGCUGCUUUCCGAAGAAUGCUUUAUUUUGGACCACGGGGCUGCAAAACAAAUUUUCGUAUGGAAAGGUAAAGAUGCUAAUCCCCAGGAGAGGAAGGCUGCAAUGAAGACAGCUGAAGAAUUUCUACAGCAAAUGAAUUAUUCCAAGAAUACCCAAAUUCAAGUUCUUCCAGAAGGAGGUGAAACACCAAUCUUCAAACAGUUUUUUAAGGACUGGAGAGAUAAAGAUCAGAGUGAUGGCUUUGGGAAAGUAUAUGUCACAGAGAAAGUGGCUCAAAUAAAACAAAUUCCCUUUGAUGCCUCAAAAUUACAUAGUUCUCCACAGAUGGCAGCCCAGCACAAUAUGGUGGAUGAUGGUUCUGGCAAAGUGGAGAUUUGGCGUGUAGAAAACAAUGGUAGGAUCCAAGUUGACCCAAACUCAUAUGGUGAAUUCUAUGGUGGUGACUGCUACAUCAUACUCUACACCUAUCCCAGAGGACAAAUUAUCUACACGUGGCAAGGAGCCAAUGCCACACGAGAUGAACUGACAACAUCUGCAUUCCUGACUGUUCAGUUGGAUCGGUCCCUGGGAGGACAGGCUGUGCAGAUCCGAGUCUCCCAAGGCAAAGAGCCUAUUCACCUGCUGAGUUUGUUCAAAGACAAACCGCUCAUUAUUUACAAGAAUGGAACAUCAAAGAAAGGAGGUCAGGCACGUGCUCCCCCUACACGCCUCUUUCAAGUCCGGAGAAACCUGGCAUCUAUCACCAGAAUUGUGGAGGUUGAUGUUGAUGCACAUUCACUGAAUUCUAACGAUGUUUUUGUCCUGAAACUGCCACAAAAUAGUGGCUACAUCUGGAUAGGAAAAGGUGCUAGCCAGGAGGAGGAGAAAGGAGCAGAGUAUGUAGCAAGUGUCCUCAAGUGCAAAACCUUACGGAUCCAAGAAGGCGAGGAGCCAGAGGAGUUUUGGAGUUCCCUUGGAGGGAAAAAAGACUACCAGACCUCACCACUACUGGAGACCCAGGCUGAAGACCAUCCUCCUCGGCUUUAUGGCUGCUCUAACAAAACUGGAAGAUUCAUUAUUGAAGAGGUUCCAGGAGACUUCACCCAGGAUGAUUUAGCAGAAGAUGAUGUCAUGUUACUAGAUGCUUGGGAACAGAUAUUUAUUUGGAUUGGCAAAGAUGCUAAUGAAGUUGAGAAAAAAGAAUCUCUGAAGUCUGCCAAAAUGUACCUUGAGACAGACCCUUCUGGAAGAGACAAGAGGACACCAAUUGUCAUCAUAAAACAGGGCCAUGAGCCACCCACAUUCACAGGCUGGUUCCUCGGCUGGGAUUCCAGCAAGUGGUAAACUGGUGUUUGUACAAAGCAAACAAACAUUACAAGGCAGUUAUCUCAUUGCUCUUUUGGGAGAGGAACAGGAAAAGCUUUUUGUUUAUUUGUCUUUAGAAAAUUAAGGCCGGGUGCAGUGACUCACACCUGUAAUCCCAGCACUUUCGGAGGCUGAGGCAGUCGGAUCAUUUGGGGUCAGGAUUUCGAGACCAGCCUGGCCAACAUGGCGAAACCCCGUGUCUACUAAAAGUACAAAAAAAAAUUAGCUGGGCAUGGUGGCGCAUACCUGUAAUCCCAGCUACUUAGAAGACUGAGACCGGAAAAUUGCUUGAACCCAGGAGGCUGAGGUUGCGGUGAGCCAGGAUCAUGCCACCACACUGCAGCCUGGGCAACAGAGACUCUGUCUCAAAAAAUAAAUGAAUAAAUAAAAAAUAACCUCAACCAAAUGCCUAUUUUUUAAUGCUUAAUUUUGGUUUGAAAUUCUUCUUAAACUGGAGCUUUCUCACGUUAAUACAUUCAAAUAACCUGAAGGAAACUUUCAUUAUGGGCCAAUAUUAGCUCUUCUGGAAACUGAUUUAUAUCUUUUUUAUGAUCUUUCAAAAGUAAAAUACUAUGCAUAAUCUAGAGAGAUUUGUCAGAUAGGAAAUUUUAUAAUGCAUUAGCCAUUAGUCAAACUUGUUUUUUAACAUGCCAGAGAAAACGUUGUAAUGCCUUGGAAGUUUUUCUCUUUUCUAUAGAUUGUGUUCAAAAGAUUUGUAUACUUGCAAUAAGGUUUAUGUUAAAGUGGCUUUAACAAUUUGUUGCUAUUUUCCUUCUUUAGUCAAUGUGACUUUGAUGCCAUUAACUCCUACGUGUUAUUUUCUAAGAGAAAUUUUAUCUUUUUUUAAACCUUAUUAAAAGCCUUUGAAAGCACA
Messenger RNA from Piliocolobus tephrosceles (Ugandan red Colobus), 3145 nucleotides. It is a transcript of the gene SCIN, whose product is annotated as scinderin. Gene Ontology annotation, cellular component: actin cytoskeleton; cytoplasm. The transcript is spliced from 16 exons. Bases 103 to 2250 code for a protein of 715 amino acids. Lineage: Eukaryota; Metazoa; Chordata; Mammalia; Primates; Cercopithecidae. Gene Ontology annotation, biological process: actin filament severing; actin polymerization or depolymerization; central nervous system development. The record is from RefSeq and is a predicted model, not a curated record. Gene Ontology annotation, molecular function: actin filament binding; phosphatidylinositol-4,5-bisphosphate binding.